Messenger RNA from Lethenteron reissneri (Far Eastern brook lamprey), 8551 nucleotides. RefSeq names its product nudix hydrolase 18 (gene NUDT18). NCBI's taxonomy places the organism in Eukaryota, Metazoa, Chordata, Hyperoartia, Petromyzontiformes, Petromyzontidae. The record is from RefSeq and is a predicted model, not a curated record. Gene Ontology annotation, molecular function: 8-oxo-dGDP phosphatase activity; 8-oxo-GDP phosphatase activity.
UCCGGAGGCACAAAUGACCGAGGCUUCCUCCUUUUGUAAACAAACUCGGCGAGGCGAUCUGCCACAUUCGCCGCCGCUGCUGCUGCGUCUUGUAUGAUGGAUGCUGUAUAGUGCCGCCACCACCACCAAGCACCACGUCGGCUGGGCCAGCAUGGCGAGGGUGUCUCCGCUGUUGGAGCAGGAGCUGUCCGUGCUGCUGAGGGGCCAGGCGGUCCCCUACACGCAGAGCGACGUGUCGCCCCCCCAGGGCGCUCCUACCGACGCCGUCGCCCUGCGCACCAACGUCUGCUACAUCAUUGCUGCCGUUAUCCUCAACGACAAGAACGAGGUGCUGCUGACCCAGGAGGCGAAGCCGAGCUGUCGAGGUCGGUGGUACCUCCCGGCAGGCCGCCUCGAGCGGAGGGAGAGCCUGGUGCAAGGCUUGCAGCGUGAGGUGCGUGAGGAGACCGGACUCGAGUGCGAACCCUACACUCUGCUCAGGGUGGAGGAGAGCGGCCCGCGAUGGGUCCGCUUUGUGUUCCUGGCCACGGUCACAGGCGGCAAAUUGAAAACGGAGGCAGAAGCAGACGAAGAGUCUCUGCAGGCGUGUUGGUGGGACCGCGUGUGCCCGCUGCCCCUGCGUGGGCGCGACAUGCUGGGGCUGGUGGGUGCCGCCGUGGCCUAUGCCAGGCUGCCACGACACCCCCACGCCCUACCCAGUGAGCUGCCUUGCCCAGUUGUGUGCCUGCGCGCCACCAUGGUGUGGUGGCCACCUCGCAUUGAAGAGGGUAUGGUGUAUGUACUGGGAUGUGGUGACCAGGAAGUAGAUCCACACCUGCCCGUGACGGUCUGUGGGUUAUCACAAGCAGAAGCCUCCUCCAGCAUCCAGACAGCAAUUACCAGGCUGCUCCAGAAGGUAUGGCCCAGCCCCCCCAAGAUUCACGCCCGAAUGUUGGGGCUGCUGGGGAUACAGCACUUGGCAGGAAGUGGGGUGGACGGUGGUGCUGAUGGGAUCUGCUUCAACAUCCUGAUCACAAUCAGUCCCACAAAGCCAUUGGCGAGUGAAGAUGGUAGCACUUGCCCUGCGGACACGCCAGGAACGGACGGUGGCUGCGAGCUUCCAGUGGUAAAGGAGCCCAGCUUCUGCUGGCACAAGGUAGAAGGAGAAGAUAUCAAAAAAGAACUUGUGUCAAGAAUUGACGCAAAAGCCCUCAUCCCCAUUAACUGAUGCUCCACUGUACAGCUGAGCCGAGAGCCAUGCUGGGGCCAUGCCAGGGUCGUGCCGAGCCAGCCCAGUGCAGCUCUAGAGACGCAAAGUUGUGUUUUCCACUGGACGCAAUAAACUGGUCAAGUCGCGUAUAGAUGACACGGUGACGCUGUGUCCUCACAGAGCACCGACUGACAUCACACGCUAUGGAACGCAUCGUUAGCCCCUUUCCCUGGCUCUCCUUGGCCUCGAGCCAGAUUCAGAUGUCACGUGGGCCACGGUUUCACGGUUUGGUUCCAGCAAGAUAUGGUAAAUAUCCAGUGGGGAAAAAAACACCUCGUACUGUAUAGGCUCCGGUGUUGGCUUGGCCCAAAUGGCUUGAGAAUUCACUUGAGUGUUGGGCAAGCUCGACAUUUGAAAAGCAUGACUUAGUUUACACUUGUGCUUAGAGUUCAGGAACAUUACACGAAUGGGGUUACCAAAGGUAGUUUGCAUAUUAUUUAUUUCAGCUUGUAAUAAUGAUUACUGUUAAUUGUAAUGUACCGAUUUGAAGCUUUCGUGACUUGCAGGAAUUCAUAUUCUUGGUUCUUCCGGUGAUGAUUGCUCGUGUUGCAAUGGAAACGUCGUGAGAAUGUUAUUGUUUUAUUUUUUAUUAUUUUAUUAUUUCCCCUUUCUACGUGACUUUACCGAAAGAAGCAAGAAUAUGUAAUGUACCGGUUGAUUACUUUUUAGGAUUGCUUUUAUUUAAAACAUUUAAUUACUUUAAUCGACGAUUCAAUAUGCUAAUUGGAGUGGAAACACAUCAUGUAACUGGGAAGCAAAUGUAGUUCGUGUAGUGAUGCCUUAGGUGAGUUGAAUAUGACAUAUCAUUCUAAUCAUGUCAUAUCAUAGUUAAAACAAAUAUUUAGUCAUCUAAAUGUUAACAGACGACUUGGAUGAUCCGCAGAUGUAAAUACCACAUACUGUACUCCUGCACAUUAUAAAUCUAAUUUGCGUAUUGACACAUGUAAAUUUUCAUCAAGUUUUUGACAACCAUUUGCUGAUAGCUCCAUUACCAACAAUGGGGGAGAUGUAGGUUUCAUCAGGAUGUAAACCUACCCCAUUUGUAUUUGCUUCAACGAGCUGUCAGAGCUGGGCGAUUCUUUCAGGAAUCGCAUUCCAUUCGUACAAUUCCACCCUGGGUUGUGUCUGCGAUUCUUCUAUGGGCGAUGCCGACUCUACAAUCUCGCGUUGAGUUGAAGGAAGAUGGCAGCACUUGCUCGAGUCCCAUUCGAUUGGGACUCGAUUGGGACUCGAUAGCGGGAGGUGCCGGUGGUAGUUCUGGUCUCGGCAGUAAUCCCGGCGGUUUCCCCCAGUACCAAGCCUGCUGGUAUAAUCCGCGAUCACCAUUGAAGCAGUUGAACAUUACAUAAUAACAACACUAGUCAACAAAAAAAAUACAUUUUUUUCUGGCCUGGACUUUUGCAGCUGUUUUAGACUAAUUUCAGGGUGCUGAUUCCAAGUCUGAUCUCAGAUUUGCUCUAUCACAUCUCAUUUUUAUGCUAUCGGCGUACCCCAUUUUCAUUGAUUUUACCGGAAAUUAACUCUGUCACUUGUGAUUGCAAGUUGUUGCGAGUCAGUGACUGCUUUAGUGUUAAAAUAUGGUGCUGUAUUUUUAGGAUAGUGUGUUUAUAAUAUCAUUUUAUGUAGAUAUCCACAUUUAUUUAAUAUUUUUCUUCUGCAGCUUUUAUUGAAAAUGCAAUAUUUGAUUUCUCAAAAACCUGAUGUGAUAGACAAAAACUGAUUCCAGAUUUGGAAUCAGCACCCCAAAAUUACCUUAAAACCGUUGGAAUACCUUAUGCCAGAAAAAGUGUUUUGACCAGUGUAAUCGAUAUUUUAUAAAGCGCCUAUUAUAUUGAAACUUCUCAAAGUAAAGGUUAAAAUUCAAUGGAAAUGCAACAAAAGCUAAUAAUUAUGACUGCACUCGUAAUAUAGAGAGAAUAAAGAAGAAACUAAUGAAGGCCAACAAUAAUUUUUCAAUUUACAGUAUUAUGGUGAAAUAUCAUCAAACUACAGGCUGUUCAGCUGCACGUUUCAAUGGCGAUUAUCAUCAAUAUGGGCUGGCUGGAACCUGGGUUGAUACGAGCUGGGUGGCAUAAGCCAGAAUUACCAUUUAAUCAUGACAGAGGCAUCGGAGCCGAUGCGUGCCGCACCCUGGCUCCGUGAAGCCCGGCUUCUCUACGAUGCCACGAUUCUGCGAGGAAUUGUGUACGACUGUAGCAAUGGAAUCGUGCUUUCAGCCUAGCUAUCAUGAGAAUCUCUUAGCAUCUGUCAUCAGUGCAAUUGUAAAAGCUCUGUCUCCGUGAAAUAUUUGACUGCUUCAACCUUGAGUUUGUCGUGCGGGAUGUGAAUGCCGUUUCGCUUGAGUGAGUCGCUGGCACAUAAGGGGCUAUUGUUCAAGUACUCCCCUGGGUGAGUGCCUUACACGACUGCCCUUGAGCAGGAAAGGUGAAGCUGAUGCAGGGUACGCACCGACGAGUGUGUUGCGCUCGCGCUUAGGCAGGAGUUUUCUAACUUUGAAAACAUUCCAAAUGAAACGAAAAAUGAAGGGAAAGCAGGUUGGUUAAACUAUUUGUUAAAUUUUAGAUCCGUUUGUUAGACCAGUUUACAGUCAAACACCAACUAUCCCUGGUUUCAUUGUACAGGGCAGGGUUGCCCCCCCAUCCACUAUAGUACAAUAAAGCUGGGACAUACCACGGGAAGAAGAACAUCUCAAUAUCAGAAGACUGGAUGAUUACAUGUAAAAUGUAUUGUCUUGAGUGUGUGGUGUAUUAUUAUUACUAUUAUGUUGAAACACCAGACACAAACGGUGUUAAUGUCUCAGGCGGACAGAUUUCCCAGCACAGCUGCUGCCUCCAAGCGGGAGGAGAAUUCUGGGAAAACCAGGACAGGUGGCAACGCUUGUCUAUUUGUAGCUACCCCCCCCCCCCCCCCCAUUGAUUUAUAAUGAUCCUUGUACUUCUCAACAGCUAAGUGAAUGCUGUGAAAGUCUUGCCACCGCGUCUUGCAGAGGGGAGCGUUAAACGAUGCAAUGAGGGCGUGUAGAUUUUAUUCGUUAUUUGAAUGGGGUAUCUAUAAAUGGAUCGCGGUGCAGUUGAGCUGAAUUGUAAUGCAUAUAUUGGUCUUUCUCCACUUUGUUGUUUUUAGUAGUGUACAUGAGGGCUUUUAUGUGGUGUGUAGAAUGCAAAUGUAAUGUUAUUACAUAGCUCCAAAAGUGAAGGAGGGUUAGAUCGUUCUCAAUAGUGCUUUGUUACAAUUUUAUCAUCUUUUGUGGGGAAAACUAAAACCAAUCUUGAAAAGUUUACAGCAAUUAUGCUUUGCUUAGGUUGUGUUUGUUUGGCAUUUUAUAGGAAAUGGGGACGCACAUCGUAAACAAUGCUGUAUGUUUAGAAACGAUGCUCAAUGAGUUUUACGACUGAGGUGCAGGAUGUUGCUUGUUUCGGGGAUUGCACAGUGCUGAAUGAGACAGGCAACGUCUCUGAGUGGAGUGAUGCGGUACUGUUAUUAAUACUUGCUGGAAGAUGGGCAGGGGGGGGGUAGACUGUGGCUCGUCAGCCGCAUGUGGCUCCUGGGCAGCUUCACAUGUGGCUGGACAGAGACGCGGCUGAGGUGUCAACUUUCACCGCACACGCUAUUGUGCCAGUUCGGUUGGUGAGAUUUUUUUUUUUUGCACAUACGGCUAACCUAUUUCCACCCAAAGAUUUGCUGGAUGCGGUUUGAAUUCGCCGGCAAGUGGCUCCGGAGCCGCGUGCGGUUCUUUAAGGACCGUCUCGUGUUCACGUGUAUAGCGGGCCUCUUGAAAUAUUGAGUUUUUUUUUUAUACCCAAUUCGAAAAAAAAAACUCUUCUUGUUAUUUCGGUAGCGGCACCCCUGGGCUACGCGGUAGGAUGUGGGAACACGUAUGUACUGUUUACGCUACUCGGUCGCCAGCUGUAUUCUGCGGUGUGUUGCGACGCGGUUUUUUGCUUUGUGCGCCCUUUUUUUUUGGAACGCAUCUACCGCGUGAAGUGAGGGAAACCCGUAACUUCAUUUGAAACAGGAAAAAUCUGCCAGCGGCGCCAGACGUGGGUACUCCGGAGGGGCGCUGCCGCAUAUUUCGAUAACCUCAAGUACCACCGCCAACCAUUGCGGGAGAACUGGCCCUGUUACCCCACCUCCCACGUGACCAUCCACAUGGUACCCAUGCUGAGCACGUGCGCCCUCAGGUUACCGUCCGUGACUUGCAUUGCAGAGAAGCUUCUGAGCGUGCUUGGCAAGAGCACCUUGUUUUUUGUGUCUUGUGACUUGGACGUACGAAGAGUUUGGUUUUUGGCUCGGGAGGAUCGGGACGUUUGUUCACCUUGUGCUGUGGCUGUAAUGUUAUGGCUGUAAAACGGCAGUUUUUAAAUAUUGGGGACAUUUUUAAGUCUUUAAAAUGGUUUGCACAAGUCAAUUGUCGUGUACGAAUGUAAAAUAUAGCUAACUUUACAAAUAUUUUUUUUGAAAGCAAACUGUUUGCCCCAUCCACGAAACCUGUUUUAUCAAUGGCUAUUUACCUGGUAGCAUAUAAGUAAUUUAAAAUACCUUCUGGGAUGGCAUUGUAAAUCAAAGGUGUGUGACUGGAAAUGUGCUCUAUGGAUAAUCCCGUGGUGAAAUACUAAGCACACUGCGUUUGCAGUCCAGAGGCAGCUGGUUCGAUUCGAUCUCAUGGCACAGCAGUGGAAACAAUGGGACACGUUUCUUAACCCCCCCCCCCCCUUACUAUUUCCCUACUGGGUCUGAGAUGUUAUCUCCCUCGCCUGGUAUGUAGGAGGUCGUGGGUUCGAUCCCGACCCUGACGCCUGUAUAUUUGGAGUUUGCGUGUCUCUCUCCCCGUGGACGCGUGGAUUUUUAUCCGGGUCCUCCGGUUUUUCCCUCCACUUUUAGAAAUAUAAGUUUAGAGUAUUUGGCUGAUAUAAAUUUCCAAAUGAUAAUCCACUUCGUUGAGCUAUAAUUUGUGACCAGCUCGCUUCUGAAAAAGUGCUAUAUAUCUCAAUGGGCCUUACCUGGUAAAAUAAUAGCAGUAAAUGAGUUAACCGCAGUCGAUGAGCAGGUAGUGUGUGGUGGGCUAGAGUGUGGGUGCUUCCACCUCUUUCAAGACGUGGGAGAGUAGGCAAAAAUACCCUCUAGAAGGACUCUCUAGAGCUCCUAGUGGAGUUCUUUCCAUUAACAGUGGGUUCAGCAAGUAAUUGCAGUGCUGUACCUUUAUCUUUACUGCACUUUACAACGGCAGCCUCACCGCCCGAGAAAAGUGAGUGCUCAUGUAAGCAUCGGACAACACUCGCCACUGACCUGAGCCAGUGGCGGAAAUUCCGUUUUCCUCUGGCAGGAAUCGUACAGAGGACAACUGCUGUCGACUUCUCGCUAAGUGGUGCAGCCUCCCCAGUUGAUGCUCAAUGUACCAACCCCUGGGGGGGUGAUGGGCUGAGCCUACCCAGGUAGGAAAUUGAGCUUGUAAUAUAAUUUUAGCCAGUGGCAUUGUCAAGAAAAACAUAUGGUACAGGUUGUGAAAGUUACAUGUACUUGAAUUACAACGUGUUAAAACAAAAACUAUUUUGUAUUCAUCAACUAUGUUGCAAUAGAAUGCCUAACUUUUGGCACUUUCACUCUUUGCACACUCCUGCAUAUACUUAUGUUUGUUGCAGGUGUUGUCUAAUUUUGCCAUAAGGACAUAUUAAGCACGGUUUAUUGUGUUGCUGUAAUUCUGUAGUUUAUUUUCGAUGCACAUAUUUAAGCUACCGUGAUGCAGAAGGGUAAGCUCGUUAGAUUUGCACACCCAGAGGGUCUGAACCCUGAGGUUUGACUCUUCGUCAGUGUUGUUGAAACACUUGAGCGGCUGUUGAUUUUUCUAUGCAUCUGCAGUAGGGUACACUGCAGCCAAUGUUAUUGGGAAUCACUUCUGGUUUGGAAAGUUGUCCUGUGGGGAGACUGGACCCUGCCAUGGGAGUGUGGAAUUUCCCCCACUAAGGAACUGCCCGCAGUUAUGAGCAAGUUGCUUGAUUGUUUGGGAAACAGUUUGACCUUUUAUUAAUCCGACUUUCAAAAUACGGGGCAUAGUUACGCAGUAAUGUGAUGUCAUAUUAAGUAACUUCACUUUUGAAGUUACGUCCAUACUUUUAUGCCAAAAGUGCCAUCGCAUGCCUCCUUUUGCUUUUAAUCGGCAAAUGUAUAUUACUUGUUCACGUAAAAAUAAUAUCAUUAAGUUAUUUCAUGAUAAAAAAAAUGAUCACAUUCCAUGCAUACACAUAACUUUAUUAAAUGUUAUUCAAAAGUAAAUAAAAAAAAUGCGACAACCAAGUUUUGGCCCAAAAAACUAAAAUAUCAGAAAAUCUGACUUCUGAAAAAAUUCAAUUCUGAAACGCAUGCCGAAGUGGGUAACAUCACCUCUUCCAACUCAUCUGGCCAGCAUGGACAUGAGGUGGGCAUCGUCUCCCUCCGUAUACUCAGGUGUGAGCAACAUUGGACGUACAAGGCGCUCUCUCAUCUGUUGGUGGUCCACAUUUCCAUCACGUAGGCCAGUCUCACCAUAACGACGAUUGCUGACUUCUGUGGUGUACUUUUUUUUGGUAUCGAUCCCAGAGGUAUGAUAGGUUGUGUCGAAAUCCCUGUCGUUUCGCUUUGUAAUUUGUAUCCGUAUUUAUGCCCUUUAAUACAAAGAGUUACGUGUUGACACCACCACCACAUUUAUUUUGGCCAAUCACAAACCUGCUUGGCUCGCUACCACGUGGCUAUUGUAACACAAUAUCUUGCACAUUUACAUGUGAAGUUGCAAUUCAAAAACAUUUUGCUUUGAAGCAUGCUUGAAAAAUGUUUAAACUUUUUUUGUCAUAAGAAUUGUGUUAUUACUGUAGUGAAGAUGACUGGCUGUCUGCGCUGUCUAAUAUUGGUGCCACGAACAUCCCCUGGGUUUUUAAUUGCUGUCCGAGGUUGUGAUUUUUUAAUCGUCUCAGCUUCGUCAACAAUGCUGUAUGCAAUAAAACAAAAUCACGUCUGAAUUUGCAAUUGAUGUAGCAGAAGCCUUUCAGUCACAGUGGCAGGACCCCUGUGCAGGUCAGGCUCGUAGAUAGAUCUGAAAAGGGAAUCAACAUCAUAUGUUGCGUCUAACUUUCUCGCCAAGGAGAUGUCGCUUGGCUGUAAAAAGGGAUCUAGAAUAACCAACAUUAGUUGAGUAAAUGGAAUGUGGUUGGUGAAACAUGGCAUGUUGGGAUUAAUAAGGCGAGGAUUGUUUUUGUGUCGAUGCAACAUGACAGGACCAAUAUGGGAACCGGCACUACACAAAUGACACUCAAUAAAGUUCAUGCAAGUUGA